CGCAUUGUUCUAGACACAAGUGAAGAACCACGUGUUCGCCAUUUUCUGGCGAAAUUGAAAUUGACAAUAAAAUCCAAUGAUGUACUGAUUUGUGCAAAAAAAAUUGUUAUCAAGUGUUACUUUUUUCGUAAACUGUUAGUCCAUGAAAUCUGCUGUGGUGACACGAGGUUAUCGCGUUCAAUGGAAUCGCAAAAACUUUAUGCAUCGAAGCCUUUUCCUGUGAUUCGGCAAAGAAAUGGUGAAACUGCUUCGAGACAUGUUUGCAAUCCAAAAUGGCGUCCGGAUCAAAAAGUUGCAAUGUCGUGCCGGCCAGCGUGUUCAUUAAUGGCCAAUGAAGACAUCGACGAGAGGGACGCUGGCCAGGCGAAAGAGAGGAGAAAUCUGGGGACGGAUCUGAAUCUUUACUCUUGAAAUGGUGAUGAAGUGGACGAAAAUCUUGUGAAGGGGAAAACAAGGAGCGACAUUUCUCUCUUAAUGUCACCACGCCAGAGGUUUUCCAUUGGGCUUUUCCGUGCCCCGACUUUUCGUUGAGGGCAAGGAAAAGUUCAUUCAUUUUCGAUGAGAAGAGUCUACGACAAAGUAGAGACUAUCGGACCGGCGGCUAGUUUCGACGUUGAUGGCAUACUCUAUGUCGUCCAGGUAGUUGGGUGUAGUUGCGAGUAACAAUGUCGAAGCAACAAUGAAUGAUUGGUAAAAAGAAAAGUCUUUUCGCUUCCUCAUUUUUUAGUUUGAAUCUGAAGGAAAGAAACGGAUAACGGAUCCACACACAGCGACGGCCACAUGUUGGAUGCGUGUCGUUUACCUUUAUAGACUGUACUGUACAUAACACACGUAACACAGAGCACAGCGCCCGCCUUCCUUAUAGUACGUGGCUGGACGGGUUGACGCACCUUAGUCGUUCACGGGAGCGAAAGCAUCUGAGCGUGACUUUGCCCACCUCCUUACGAGCUUUCGAGACCCAAUGGCAGCAACGCCGAGGGGACCUUGUAUAUAUCUUACGGCAUCCUGUCAACGGGCGGAGCCGCCCCGACCUGUUUAUUUAUUAACAAAGUGAUUUUUAUUUAAAAAAAAAAAAAAUUAUUAUUAUUUAUUAUUUUUUAAAAUCUCUUUGAUGCACCUCACUCCUGUUUGGGGUGGGUUGGGUGGUCUUGCGCGAGAAGGUGGUUGUGCUAACUCCGUCCAAGUCAGACACAGAUAGGAAUAAAAAAAAACAUCGAUGCUUGCAUGUUAAGAGGGUGGCAAUGCUGGGUGGUUGGUUAGUCGUCAAAGCAUAGUAUAGUAGGCUGGGCUUGGAGACGCUUGGCUUGGCAUUGUGCUCGCCCUCUUCCCUCCUCUCUCUCUCUCUCGCUAUCCUCGAUAAGAUAAGCCACUCUCCUACAGACGCAGUUGAAACCUUCAGUCGGUCGCCGCCUUCCUUGCCAUCCCGUUGGCGCGCUCCUCUCCCUUCUGUAGCCUUUUGCCUUCACCUGGCGACGCCAGCUGCCCGCUUGUCUCUCUCUCUCUCUCCCCUCUCUCUUUUCUCUUUAUUCUAGAACCCCUCCUCCCCUCUUGGCCCGUCCCUCUCUUGAUUAUAGUCAGGCCAUCUCAAUCCUCCCUUUCUUCCCUCCGCCGCCUCACCCGACGACUACCCAACCACCUCCUUUACUCCUCCUGCCUUUUCCUCUACGUGCUGGGCAGCCCUUUUUAGUGGAGCGACUCAAGGCAAACGACUUCAGUCACUGCCAAGGCUUCGUCUCGAGAGGUCUGUCGUCGAGACGAUCCGACUCUCUGACACUCUGAAACUAUUUCGACUUUGAAAAACCAACAAUUUAUUUUUGUGUGCCAUCGGACUCUGACGAAUUCCCAACUCUCCCGCAUUUGACAUUUAGUCCCUUAUUCGAAUUCGUUUGAAUUUGGAAGACUUUGAAACAUUCUUUCCUUUAAAAAAAAAAAAAGAAAAGAAUUUAAGUUGCGCGCGCACCGAUUUGAUUUGAAAAUCCGGUGAAGUGAAUUGAAUUUUCGUGGUCGACAACGAGGCACCAACUGGAAUUCAACUGGAACUUCAACUUAGAGCGGACAAAGGAUCCGAAAACCGUGAGUUGCAUUUAAUAGACAAAAAAAGAAAGAAUUUGAUGGCGCUGCUGGAGCAUCCCUCCUCGCAAGGAGGUUAUUCGCUCUCAUUCCUGGCCAAAGCGGCCAACAAUAAUCCAUCGUCGGCCAUGGUGGGCGACCUGUUAGAUCAGCAGCGCAGCAGCUCUGAGCUGUCACAUGUGGUCGGACACGACAGCAUUCAAGUGACGGGCAAAGUGGCUCUCAGCCACUCCCCUUCCUCAUCGACGUCCGGUGGAGGUGGCAGUAGCGCACAGUCCGUGGCCGUGGCCACCUCUGUCAUCCGGCGAAGUCCGGACAGCCCAGACAGUGGCAACGAGGACUCUGCCUGGUUCCUUCGUCACGUCCUUCAACAGCAACAGCAACAGCAACAACAUCAUCAGACUGGCGAACAUCAAGGAUCGGCUACGCCCUUAACUCCGGCCACGUCUCCGGCCCGUGGCAUCCGCCGACCUCGACACGAUUCCAGCGCAUCCGACGUCGAAGCUUCGGCUGCCGAUCAGGUGGAACUGGACGACGAGGACGAGGAGAUUGAUGAAUUGAAAAAAGAAUCCAUCAACCAUUCGGAAGACGAAGAGGAAGAAGAAAAGAGCAAACGGACGCGCGUCGAGUCGAUUGUUUCGACGAUGCGCACGUCCACACCGGCCGCUAUUAACGGCUGCAAGAAGCGCAAACUGUACCAGCCGCAGCAGCACGGACACAAGUUCACAUCGGAGGGCGAAGAAGAGGAAGACGAAACGACGGACGAACGCAACGAUUCGCUUUCAGAGGAGCAACACGAGCUGAGUAUGGCUCGUGCUCAGGCUUCUUCGCGUUCCAGCUCUGCCCAGCAGCAGCAACAACAGCGCGAGGUGAUGCAGAUGCAGCAAACGCAACCACACGAUCCUAUUCGAUCCCUUCAGGAGCGCAUCGCUUCCCUACACCAGCAGCGUUUCGCCGCGCUCCAACAGCAACAGCAAAGGUCGGAGAAAAUGAACAACGAGCCUGUCCAGCAACAGCAGCAACCGCAGAUCAGACGGCCGGUGCGGGACGACGCUGGACGUACUCGCAACGCGCUUCAACAUCAUCAACCGAUGACGUUCGGUAUGCGUUCCAAUUUGCCCAGUGGCGAUUUGAGUCACGUUAGCCAGGCUCAUGCCGCCUACCUGGACGCUACCCGUCGGAUGUUGAUGGAACAGCAGCGCCAACAGGCGCCUAGCAAAAGCCAACACGUUCAACCGCCACAGCAAUUGCCCGUCAGCAACGUCCAGCAACCAGCCCAGCCGCUGAACACCAAAGAGCCAGUGUCAUCCAACAGCGAACUGGAAGGUUUAGCCGAAAUGUUGAAAUCCGAAUUGGCUUCUUCAUUGGCCCAGCUGGUGGACAGCACUCUGUCUCGCUUCGCCGCAGCCCAGCAGCAGCAGCGUCGCCAUGUCAUUGUUAACAACCAGAAAUCAUCGGCCAAUUCGAUAUCUGCUGAUGAAUCGGAACUGAGCAAAUUGCAACGCGGCCGCGUCAUUGACCGCGGACUGCGCAACGGCGAUUUGGCCGCUCUUGGUUUGACCAACUCGCCAUUUUUGCGGACGCCUUACGGCCCGCUUCCUCAUCACCUCUUCCCUCAACAGCAGUCUCCCAAUUCGGCGUUGAACCACAUCGUCAACUCUAUUGGAGCAGGUAUUCAUCCGGCUGCGGCAGCGGCCGCCGCGGCCGCCGCUGCUGCCGGUUUGGCCAAUAUGGGCCAAUUCGCUCAGCAACAGCAGAGCAGCAAGCAGCAACAGCAACAACAGGAGGAACAAGACGCCAUCGACGCCGAUGCUGCCGAACAGAAUGAAGCCCUCAGUCUGGUCGUCUCCCCCAAGAAGCGUCGCUUUACCACCGCCGCUGCUGCCAAUAACAACAACAAAACGGCCUCGUCUGAGAGGAACUCGAGCCCUGCGCCUGGAAACCAUCAGAACGUUGAGACCCGCCUCUCGCCGUUAGAGAUUUCUCUGAUUAAUCACAGUUCGAGCGCCCAUUCUCCUCCGCCGUCGCGCAGCCCGACGCCGCCUAGCCAACAACAACAGCGCUACCCUGUUCCGGCAGCUCAACAGACGUCGGCCGCUGCUGGUGGACCGCCGCCUUUGCUCCACCAUCCAAGUCUCUUCUCCAAUUAUUCGGCCUAUUUCGCCGCUGCGGCUGCGGCCGCCGCCGCCGGAGCCCAACAGGCUCAGGCCGCCCAAGCUGCCGCUGGAUCAUCGUCUCAACGGAGCUGCAAGAGCCCCGAGUUGGAUCUGACGUCUGCGUCGACAUCGGCAUCACUUCUGCAUCCGGCCUUGUUGGCCAGUCAUCACAGCCAUCAUCAUCAUCGCAGUCACCACCACAGUGGUGGUGGACACCAUCAGCACGACAAUACGGAUCGCCAUUCUGAGUCGUCGGAUGGAGCCAGCCCGUACGGAAGCCUCCACCAAUCGUCGACGCUGACGCCUAUGCAUCUGCGCAAGGCUAAAUUGAUGUUCUUUUGGUGCCGCUAUCCCAGCUCGUCCGUCCUCAAGACGUUCUUCCCCGACGUGAAUUUCAACAAGAACAAUACCGCGCAGCUCGUCAAGUGGUUCUCCAACUUCCGGGAAUUCUAUUACAUCCAAAUGGAGAAGUACAGCCGCCAAUUGUUAAGCGAAGGGGUGGUCAAUGCUGAUGACAUCCACGUGUCACCCGACUCGGAACUCUUCCGCGCUCUCAACCUCCACUACAAUCGCAACAACCACAUCGAGGUUCCGUCGCCUUUUGUUUUCGUCGUUUCGGAAACGUUGCGUGAAUUCUUCAAGGCAAUCCAAGCCGGAAAGGACUCGGAGCCUAGCUGGAAGAAAGCCAUCUAUAAGAUCAUCGCCCGUCUGGACGAACAAGUUCCAGAGUACUUCCGGACGCCCAACUUCCUCGAGCACUUGGAGUAAAACUUAUUGAAAGUCUGUCUUUUGCGUGAAUAAGAUAUCAGACAUCGGACUACUAGUGUGCUACUACUGCUAGCGUACACCAACUACAACAUAUAUUAUAGCUGGCCUCUGUACAAAGUAUAGCGAACACAACAAACAACAAAUAAGACGGCCAUUUUCAUUCGUUCUUUUUUUUCUUUUUUCGCUUUGAUUGUCGACAACCCAAACAAAGAAAAGCCUUUUAACAAACGUGUAGACGUGUUGUUUCCGAGGCUCUAUUCCCAAACCAAAACUUUGGCAAAUCUCUCCCUUUCCCCCUUAAAAAAAAAACCCAAAUCUCUCGUUAAUUAAUGGCCGAUCGACGGAUAGAUUUGAUUUGAUUU
Molecule: messenger RNA, 5356 nt
Organism: Daphnia magna
Lineage: Eukaryota; Metazoa; Arthropoda; Branchiopoda; Diplostraca; Daphniidae
Gene: pros
Product: homeobox protein prospero
Biological process (GO): regulation of transcription by RNA polymerase II
Cellular component (GO): nucleus
Molecular function (GO): RNA polymerase II cis-regulatory region sequence-specific DNA binding; DNA-binding transcription factor activity, RNA polymerase II-specific
Source: RefSeq, a predicted model, not a curated record